Molecule: messenger RNA, 1011 nt
Organism: Cuculus canorus (common cuckoo)
Lineage: Eukaryota; Metazoa; Chordata; Aves; Cuculiformes; Cuculidae
Gene: BCAS2
Product: BCAS2 pre-mRNA processing factor
Exons: 7
Coding region: 67-747 (226 amino acids)
Biological process (GO): mRNA processing
Cellular component (GO): catalytic step 2 spliceosome; Prp19 complex; precatalytic spliceosome
Source: RefSeq, a predicted model, not a curated record
GGGGUGACGGGGGCGUGGCCUGGCGCAUGCGCGCGGCGGCGGCCCUGGCGGUCGGGUGUUCGCGCCAUGGCGGGCCCGGGCCUGGUGGCCGGUGAGGUGGUGGUGGACGCGCUGCCCUAUUUCGACCAGGGCUACGAGGCGCCGGGAGUGCGGGAGGCGGCCGCGGCGCUAGUGGAGGAGGAGACGCGGCGGUACCGGCCCACCAAGAACUACCUGAGCUACCUCCCCGCGCACGACUGCAGCUCCUUCGAGACCGAGAUCAUGCGGAACGAGUUUGAGCGCCUGGCAGCGCGGCAGCCCCUGGAGCUGCUGAGCAUGAAGAGGUACGAGCUGCCAGCCCCUUCCUCUGGGCAGAAGAAUGACAUCACGGCCUGGCAGGAGUGUGUGAACAACUCCAUGGCGCAACUGGAGCACCAGGCUGUCCGUAUCGAGAACCUGGAGCUGAUGUCGCAGCAUGGCUGUAACGCCUGGAAGGUCUACAACGAACACCUGGUUCACAUGAUAGAACAAGCCCAGAAAGAGCUUCAGAAGUUGAGGAAAAACAUUCAAGAUCUGAACUGGCAGCGAAAGAACAUGCAGCUCACGGCUGGGGCUAAGCUGCGAGAGAUGGAGUCUACGUGGGUGUCUCUUGUCAGCAAAAACUAUGAGAUUGAACGGACCAUUGUGCAGCUGGAGAAUGAAAUUUCACAAAUUAAACAGCAGCAUGGGGAAGCAAACAAGGAGAAUAUCCAGCAGGACUUCCAGUGAUUCAUCCUUACUGGCUUGCAGCAGUGUAUGCCGGAACGUGGGAACCUCCCUGCGGUUCUGUAUAGUGGUGAAAAGGCAUCGUCCUUGUUUCUUGUCUAGGUGGAAGCAGGGAAAGCUCCAGCUCUCCGAUUCACAUGGAUUACGGGAGAGUUCAGCGUACUGGGAAUUGUUUCACUUUUUGUAUAUGUAAAGUUGUAGCCCUUAAAAAUCUGUUUCAUUGGUUUGCAUCCCCCUGUGUCUUUAAUAAACGAUAUUUUAUUUCCA